ACUCUCUCUCUCUCUCUCUCUCUCUCUAUAGUUCUCUCCGCUUCUCUCUCUUCUCAGCAAUGGCGACUAUGACAGUUCCAGACAACCUAAGCCGAGAACAGUACGUUUACAUGGCGAAACUGGCCGAACAAGCCGAGCGCUACGAAGAGAUGGUGAUGUUCAUGGAGAAGCUUGUCGUCGGAUCCACUCCCGCCGGCGAGCUCACCGUCGAGGAGCGCAACCUCCUCUCCGUCGCCUACAAGAACGUCAUCGGCUCUCUCCAUGCUGCCUGGCGUAUUGUCUCCUCGAUCGAGCAGAAAGAGGAGUCUCGCAAGAACGAUGACCAUGUCGUUUUGGUCAAGGACUACAGAUCCAAGGUCGAGUCCGAGCUCUCUCUCGUCUGCGCUGGUAUUCUCAACUUGCUCGACUCUAAUCUCGUUCCUUCCGCCACCGCCACCGAGUCCAAGGUGUUUUAUCUGAAGAUGAAAGGCGAUUACCAUAGGUAUCUUGCUGAGUUCAAGGUUGGUGAUGAGCGUAAGGAGGCUGCUGAGGACACUAUGAACGCUUACAAGGCUGCUCAGGAUGUUGCUUUGACUGAUCUAGCUCCAACACAUCCCAUAAGACUGGGGCUAGCCCUCAAUUUCUCAGUGUUCUAUUACGAGAUUCUCAAUUCAUCUGAUAAAGCUUGUAACAUGGCAAAACAGGCAUUUGAGGAAGCAAUAGCUGAACUUGAUACUUUAGGUGAAGAAUCAUACAAGAACAGCACUCUCAUCAUGCAACUGCUAAGGGACAAUCUGACUCUUUGGACUUCAAACAUGCAAGACCAGAUAGAUGAAUCCUAAACAUCUUUCAAGCUGACGAGUUGUGAUAUUCUCCUGG
This is a messenger RNA of Camellia sinensis, 858 nucleotides long. RefSeq names its product 14-3-3-like protein G-BOX factor 14 kappa. The record is from RefSeq and is a predicted model, not a curated record. NCBI's taxonomy places the organism in Eukaryota, Viridiplantae, Streptophyta, Magnoliopsida, Ericales, Theaceae.